Molecule: messenger RNA, 582 nt
Organism: Drosophila rhopaloa
Lineage: Eukaryota; Metazoa; Arthropoda; Insecta; Diptera; Drosophilidae
Exons: 2
Coding region: 30-524 (164 amino acids)
Source: RefSeq, a predicted model, not a curated record
UCUCUCAGUUGCCCGCCACUUCACUUUUGAUGAUCAGGUUACAGAAUGGGUUAGUCGUUGGCUGGAUAUUCACGAAGAAGCUGAUAGGCAACAGGGGUCACGCCGAUUCGGGGCUCAAUGCAUAUAAUGUGCGGGACGAUGAUUGGCCAGAGGUCAAACGAAUCCUGGCACUGCAUUAUGCCGACAAGAGAGAUGUCGGGACCUUAGAAUACGAACUCAUGCAAAUGACCCAAUGGAACCAAACGUUAGAAGAAUUGUAUGAACAAAUCAACAAUCAUGUGUCCCUUAUUAUCAACCGCACUAAAGGCAGCAGCGACGACAGCAGCGACGGCAGCAGCGACAGCAGCAGCAGCGACGGCAGCAGCAGCGACGGCAGCAGCAGCGACGGCAGCAACAAGGCAACGGAAGACGGUGACCGCCCGCUAGCUACUUCAGCUAAAGCCGCGGCCCUCUUGAUAAGUACCCCCACUCCAACCGAUGACUGCAGCGCUAUCAACUUGACCCCAGCUAAAAAGUUGGGCUGAGCAAGCGCUGCCAUCGGUGUCGCAAUAUCCGACGCGGCUCUGCCGGGACCAAAAUAUG